AAGUAGAGUUCCACAGAACGCAAUGGAAAUCCAAUAAAAAUACUUGUAGCGGUACCUUCAACAUACAUAAAUACUGAAUCUGAUCGCCUCUGAUGUCAUUAACACCGGUACAACCAUGUCUCGCGCGUUCUUGAUGGUACUCUCUUGCGCGACGCUGUUGGGUAGCGGGAAAGGUCAAAUACCCAGCUUGGGAUGGUGCCCGGACUAUCUGCCCAUGGCAGAUUUCGAUAUGGACCGAUUCGUUGGGAAGUGGUACGAGGCGGAGAGGUAUUUCCAGUUUUCCGAAGUUGCAGCACGAUGCGUGGUCACUGAUUAUGCGAAAGGGCCCAGUGGAAGGAUAUAUGUUUCUAAUGAAGUCACCAAUAGGCUAACGGGAGUUAAGCGAGUGAUAGAAGGGCAAGUAGAUAUGGCUGGGAGGUCCGACGAAGGCAAGCUAAAAGUUAAAUAUUCUACUUCUCCCGUAGCUACGGAAUCGACCCUUACCAUUCUGGAUACUGACUACGACAACUAUGCUGUAAUAUGGAGUUGUAGCGGACUGGGUCCCAUUCAUGCACAGAGUGUCUGGGUGAUGACAAGAGAACGUAUUCCGUCCGGUCCUGUAAUGCAGCGCGCCUACGGUAUCCUGGACAAAUUCAGAAUCAGCAGAUCAUUCUUCGUGAAGACUGACCAAGAAGGAUGCGCACUAGCUGCCUCAGACAUCAACGCUGCCAACGGCAUAACUUCGGUCUCAACAAUAGCCGAAGCGUACGGUAUUCAACAAAGAGACCACCAUGUGAAAGAGGGAAUGGAAAAAUCGGCGGACACAUUGCCAUCCCAGGAAAACACGGAGUCGAAAGAUGAGCAAUCCACCACUGAACCACCAAGUGAAUCACAGACGGAUGGAAAACAGUCUGGUAGCGAUAAGUCGCAACCGCAGGAAGUUGCAGAGGUUAUCUUGCAGAAUGCUUCUACUGAAAGAGUAAGAGAGCAGGAUACAACCCAGGAUACGACACAGAAGGCAUAAAGCUAAGGGUGCGAAGAUAUUUCCUGGACUAAUAGGGAUCAACCAUCAUGCUAGUAAGAAACAACCGUACCUGCUCUAUUUUAACCUGGGGGAACCAUGUGGCUUCCUGUGCAACAUUUCCAUCAUCAAACGAGCAAGAGUGUUCCAACCAGUCAACUGAUGGCUCCUGUAUGAAGACAUUCAUUGUUGCCAGAAGAAUCCUAUAAUUGUCCCUCAAUGCUCGAAGACAGUGAAUCAUGUAUGCUUUGAACUGUCCUCUUUCACCAAAGGGUUCCAUAAUGGAUAUAAUACGAGGAGUGAGUCGCAUCGGUACCAAUUCUGGUAUAGCUUGUAUCUGAGUUGCUGUACCAAAUGCUAGACCAAAAUCAAUGCCGAGUACUUUUCCGCUACUCAAGCAUAUUUUAGAGUUGCCAAGAUGGCGGUCGCCAAUUCCUAGUAUCCAGUGACAGAUGCAGAUGGUGGCGUAGGAUUUUAUAAAGUUGUUCCUCAGAGCUAUGAAGUUUUCUGUGUUUAUGCUUAGGUUCCACAAAGCUUGUCUGCAAAGCAGAAACCGUGUAUUAGAAAAACUGGAUCUUACAUAAUAAAAAAAAUGAAGUCAAGUAA
Acanthoscelides obtectus is the source of this 1606-nucleotide messenger RNA. NCBI's taxonomy places the organism in Eukaryota, Metazoa, Arthropoda, Insecta, Coleoptera, Chrysomelidae. The record is from the annotation of a GenBank genome assembly.